AUGUUGCCGUGGCUGCUGCUUCUGCUCUUUGCUCCCACAGGCAUCCAGUCAGACUGGCUGAGCAUUGACGUGCCACGCCAUGCCUAUGAAGGAGACCAGGUGGUUGUGAGAUGCUCUGGGGAAGAUAAUGACAAAAUCAGGAAGCUGAUGUACUACAAAAACGGAGACAGGAUAGCCACUUAUGAUGACGCCUCAAAGUAUACCAUUUCAAACGCAAAAAUCAGCGACAGCGGUUCCUAUUAUUGUAAGACGGAGAGGAAAAAGUUCUGGUUCAUAUAUGUGACUGAAGAAUCAAGUACGAAAUGGCUGACUGUUCACGAGUUGUUUCCACCCCCUAGUCUGACAGUCAGCGCCUCCCAACCCACUGAGGGAACGUCAGUGACCCUGUCCUGUGGCACCAGGCUCCCUUCAGAGAGGUCAUGGACAGAGCUUCACUACUCAUUCUUUAGGGGCGGUCAGACCCUGCAGUCCGGCUGGAGAUCAUCAUUCCAGAUGUCCGCAAUACGGAAAGAAGACUCCGGAGAUUACUGGUGUAAGGCAAUGACUGCAUCGCACAGCGUCUCUCGGAGCAGCUCUCGGUCCUACAUCACUGUGCACAGGGUCCCUGUGUCUGGUGCAGUCUUGGAGACCCCGCCCUGGGGAGCUUGGGCAUUUGAAGGGAAGACACUGGUCCUUGUCUGCUCUGUGGUAGAAGGCACAGGGGACACCACGUUCUCCUGGUACAGAGAAGACACAAAGGAGAGUCUGGGCAGGAAAAGUGGGCGUUUCCAAAGAGCAGAGUUAGAAAUCCCUGCGAUCAACGAGAGCCAUGCUGGGAGUUACUACUGUACCGCUGACAAUGGCUAUGGCCUUGUCCAGAGUGCAACCUUAAACAUCACAGUGAAAAUUCCAGUGUCUCAGCCUGUCCUCACUUCCAGUGCUCCCAGGAACCAGGCCUUCGCUGGGGAUCUGUUAGAGCUUCACUGUGAAGACAAGAGGGCAUCUCCUCCAGUUCUGUACUGGUUUUAUCAUGGAAAUGUCACGCUGGGAAACAUCUCAAUGCCUUUUGGAGGAGCAGCAUCCUUCAUCCUCUCCCUGACUGUAGAACAUUCUGGUAACUAUUCCUGUGAAGCAGACAAUGGCCUUGGGUCCCAAAGCAGUGAAGCAGUUACUCUCAAUGUCAAAGAGCCACCACCCAAAAUUCGUUUGAUGUAUGGCGCCCACCGCUGCGAAGGGCGGGUGGAAGUGGAGCAGGAAGGUCGCUGGGGCACCGUGUGCGAUGAUGGCUGGGACAUGAAGGAUGUGGCCGUGGUGUGCCGGGAGCUAGGCUGUGGAGCAGCUAAGCACACACCUGCAGGCGUGAUAUACCUUCCAGAGGCAGAAGAGGACCAACCUGUGUUUAUUCAGGUCGCCCUGUGCAACGGGACAGAAGAGGCCCUGGCUGAAUGUGCACAGAUUGAGACCUUCGACUGUGGACAUGAUGAAGAUGCAGGCGCAGUGUGUGAAAAAUGCUACUUGGGCUGA
Molecule: messenger RNA, 1503 nt
Organism: Sorex araneus (European shrew)
Lineage: Eukaryota; Metazoa; Chordata; Mammalia; Eulipotyphla; Soricidae
Product: Fc receptor-like protein 2
Exons: 8
Coding region: 1-1503 (500 amino acids)
Biological process (GO): cell surface receptor signaling pathway
Cellular component (GO): membrane
Molecular function (GO): transmembrane signaling receptor activity
Source: RefSeq, a predicted model, not a curated record